AUGAAAAUUCUAGCCAUUGGCGAUAUAUUUGGUAAAACUGGUCGACAAGUCAUUAGAGAUUAUCUUCCUAAGUUGAAAAAAGAGUAUGAAAUAGAUUUGGUUGUUGCUAAUGUUGAAAACGCUACUCAUGGCAAAGGGAUUUCUCGUAGGCAUUAUCAUGAGUUAAAAAGUUAUGGAAUUGAUGUUAUGACUUCUGGGAAUCAUAUUUUUGCUCUUGAGGAAACUAAGAGGUAUAUAAAUGAAGUUUCAGAUUUGCUCCGUCCCCUAAAUUCUAACCCUUAUCAUCCCGGCUCUGGAACUGUUCUAAUAAAUGUGAAGGGUAAAAAAAUUCGUGUUACUAACUUAUUGGGAACCAAUUUUAUGCCAAUUUACGCAGAAAAUCCUUAUUUUGUCCUAGAAAAAUUGCUUAAAAACAAAGACUAUGAUCUUCAUUUAGUCGAUUUUCACGCCGAAACCACUGCUGAAAAAAUCGCUUUAUUGCUUACUGAUGUUGAGUUGCAAAAUAAAUUCAAUUUCUAUCGAGAAAAAAUCCAAGCCGCUGAGAAAAGAUUUCGUGAAAAGGUUUUAGAUAAAUAUUUGGUUCCAGUUUUUGCUUUAGUAAGAGAGGUUAUUUAUCGAAAAACUGGGCUUUUGCUUUUUCCUACUCAAAUAUUUGGCGGAAUAGUUCUCCAUUACGCUAAUAUUGCCCAAAUGAAUACUGGUGAAGGAAAAACUUUAACUGCCUUUUUGCCUAUUUGUCUUAAUGCCUUAUCUGGUCGAAGUGUUUUCGUUAUCACAGUUAAUGAAUACUUGUCGCAACGGGACUGGAGUUUAGCCAAGCCAAUUCUCGACUUCUUCAAACUUAAUUCAGGUGUCAAUUCGGCUAACAUUUCUUCAAAGGAAAAACACGAGUUAUACAACAAUUGCCAUGUCGUAUACACUACUAGUAGUGAAUUAGGAUUUGAUUAUUUACGAAACAAUCUAGUAACCGAUAUCCAGCAAAAAAAUAAACAAGAUUUUUAUUAUGCUAUUAUUGACGAAGUGGACUCAAUUUUAAUUGAUGAAGCCCAAAAUCCUUUAAUCAUUUCUCAGCGCUCUCGUCAAGGAGAAAUUAUUCAUCCUUCUGAAUAUCAAGCAACCACACAUUCAGGAAUUCAUCAAGCUAUCGAAAGUAAGGAAGGAAUACAAGUAACUGCUAAAAGUAAAACUAUUGCUACUAUUACUUAUCAAAACUUUUAUCGGCUCUUUACUAAACUAGCUGGAAUGACCGGUACCGCUGCCACUGAAUCAGAAGAAUUUCGCCAAAUUUACGGCAUGGAGGUUAUCGCAGUACCGCCCUACCGAAAAUUGAUCCGUAAACGUCAACCGAUCCUAAUUGGUUCACCUAGUGUUGAAACCUCUGAAUACCUGUCAGUUUUAUUAGAUAAAGAAAAUAUACCGCAUUACAAACUAAAUGCAGUUAAUCACCAACAAGAGGCUGAAAUAAUUGCUCAAGCAGGUCAGUUAGGUGCUAUCACCAUUUCAACUAAUAUGGCUGGACGAGGAACCGAUAUCAUUUUAAGCGAAGAAAGCAAAAAAGCGGGAGGAUUACUAGUAAUUGGGGUAGAAAGAAACACCAGCCGUCGGAUAGAUAAUCAGUUACGGGGCCGAGCUGGGCGGCAAGGAGAUCCCGGCAAAAGCCAAUUUUAUAUCUCUUUAGAGGACGAAUUAAUAAAGAAUUUUUCGGUGAAAGAAAGCGUAGGAGCAUUUUUUACUUCUCAGCAAUUAAAAGAACUUUUUAGUCACCCGCUAAGUGGAAAAAUAUUUAAUUUCCUCAUCUUUGAGCCCCAAGAAACUCUACGUAGUGUCUAUUCGGCUAAUCGCCAAUAUCACCUUAAUUAUGACUUGCUAAUUACUCGGCAAAGACAGUUUACUUACUCUUAUCGAGAUAAGUUGCUAACCGCCUCUGACUUAACAAAAAUAGUCAAAAGAAAAAAAAGUCAAAAAGUUGAAAUUACUCUCCAAGAACAAGAAUACCUAAAAUUUCUUUUGGUUAAAGAAUUACUGGUAAGAAAAAACCAGGUGAGUUCAGUUCCUCAAGAGUUUACUGAUAAAGAACAUUUAGUUCGGCAAGCAAUUGCCUUGAUUGAAAACACUUUGCAACAAAAUAACGUUUCCAUAAAUCAACUUGAAGCAAGCAAUCGUAAUUAUCAAUUAUUGCUUAAAGAAGCUAAAAGUGAAGCUUCUCUUAAGGCAAUCAAAGAAACUAUCUUAUAA
This is a messenger RNA of Ambispora leptoticha, 2235 nucleotides long. The record is from the annotation of a GenBank genome assembly. NCBI's taxonomy places the organism in Eukaryota, Fungi, Glomeromycota, Glomeromycetes, Archaeosporales, Ambisporaceae.